AUGAACACCAUGCGCAAGCACUGGCAGAACAAGCACAGCUGGUCGCCAUAUCCCAGCCGUGGCCGUACAGCGCCACAAAAGCGUACGGCAGCACAGGAUGAGGUGGACAGAUCAUGCCAGAAGGUGCAGUUCCAGCAGGUAUUUGCAUCGCGCAAGGGCUCCCACUACAUACAGAUCCAGACUAAGGAGACUACUGAGCACACCGGCACGCCAGACCAGAACAGAGCCAGCCAUGUCAUUGAUGAGCUGGAGCGGUUUUACCGGGAACAGCAACGGCAGACCAGCAAUGUCAUCCAGGCCGGGGAGCACGAUGAAGCCAACCCAUGGCUGCGGCGGACCAGAUGGCCGGUGUACUUGACCAACAUCGCACCCAAUGAUCUGGUCAACUGCGUGCAGCGGCCCGAGGAUGACACCACGUGCCCAGAUGAACUGGCCGCGAGGGCCAUCGGGAGGCCAUGGGGCAGGUUGCCCGUACCAGCCAGCGAGUCAUCACACGGCUGGGCCACUUCGUCCGCAUCGAGGCCAUCCGCACAGAGCGACACCAGACCCGGCACACCCCGUUGCAGGCAUACAUGGACGAGGAGAGCAUCGCCGAGCACGUGA
Histoplasma mississippiense is the source of this 603-nucleotide messenger RNA. RefSeq lists its product with no specific name. The record is from RefSeq and is a predicted model, not a curated record. The coding region runs from base 1 to 603 and encodes 200 amino acids. NCBI's taxonomy places the organism in Eukaryota, Fungi, Ascomycota, Eurotiomycetes, Onygenales, Ajellomycetaceae. The transcript has a single exon.